UCUUAAUUCUGAUCUGGCAACGCCAAGCUUGUACACUUUCAAAAGUGCGAAAAAACAUAUGUUCGCUGCAUUCUUGUUGAGUUGCAUUUUAAAUAGUCAAAUAAACUUGCAAAAUUGAUAGCUUGUUAAUCAAAUUAACCCAAAAUGGCUAGCACUUCUCGCGCAGCUAGGAGCCAGAAUGCCACCCUCUCGCAGGCAUCUCAACAACCCGUUCAUGUGGUCGACGCCAAGGUUCGCGCCAUUCUAAACUACAUCCUUGAUCAUACCGCCCAGAAGAUUCCCAUAAAGGACAAGGAUUUGUUGGCGGUGGCUGGGGACAAGAGCGAACUGAGGAGCCGCCUGCCGCUGGUCACUAAUCUGCUGGCCGAAAGAUUCGGUAUAGUGCUAACCCCACUGGACGCGACCUCCAAGACGUUAAUCUGCACUGCGGAGGAGCCGGUGGCCUCCAUUCACGAGCUGACGCCGGCUCAACGCCCGCAGUUCACGCUGCUGUAUAUCAUUCUCAUGUACAUCUUCCUGCGCGGCAACCGCAUCGAGGACUCGAAACUGUACGCUAUGCUGGAGAUGCUCAACAUCUUUCCCGACGAGGAACAUGGCUACUUCGGCGCCAAUCUGCGCAAACAGAUCGAGGAGACAUUUGUGAGACAACAGUAUCUGAAGCGGGAACGCUCACAGCUCAGUGCUUACGACGAUCCCAAGACUUUCUUCCUUUGGGGACCACGUGCCAAGGCGGAGUUCACUUUCGAGCAAAUGGUGCAAUUCGCCUCCAAGCUGCUCAAUCAGCAUCCCAAGGCCUUCGAGCAUCACCUCUCCAUGGCCCAAGAAGGGCUAAACGCGGAGCAGUAGAUUGUCCGCCUUCUAAGUUAAUUUACUGAAUUUAAUCUAACAAAUUUAAAACCAAAUAAUAUAUGUAUCAGCAAAAAAAGAUCGUUUAAAAACA
Drosophila simulans is the source of this 940-nucleotide messenger RNA. It is a transcript of the gene MAGE, whose product is annotated as MAGE-like protein 2. The transcript has a single exon. Lineage: Eukaryota; Metazoa; Arthropoda; Insecta; Diptera; Drosophilidae. The record is from RefSeq and is a predicted model, not a curated record. Gene Ontology annotation, cellular component: nucleus. Bases 145 to 846 code for a protein of 233 amino acids.